AUGUUGAAAAGUCAGCUACAUCAGUUAUGUAAACGCCAAUUUUCAUCAACUACGUCCUUAUUGCGACGAGUUAUUCAUCAUCAAGCAGCUGCUCCAAUCCAUCAACUGGCCGUCACUGCAAGAAAAACUGCAGAAUCAGCUGUUAUAGGUGAAGAGGUUCACGAUCGUUAUAAUAUCUUGUUUUUCUGCAAUUCCAAUAAUUCAUUAACUCAACGUGCUUACCUUGAAUUAACCACUCGUGGCCAUCGUGUCGAAAUUGUUGAAAAUCCAAGUCCAGAUACGAUGAUAGAAUGCGCUGAACGUGAAAAUCCCGAUAUUAUCAUUUGCCCAUUUUUGACGAAGCGCAUACCACCACAGUUAUAUGAUGAACCAUCUGCUCGAUCCACACCUUGCUGGAUUGUUCAUCCCGGCAUUGUUGGCGAUCGUGGGAUACACUCAAUCGAUUGGGCAUUACAUGAUCAAUUGCCGGAAUGGGGAGUAACUGUAUUACAAGCGGCCGACGAAAUAGAUGCUGGUGAUGUUUCAAGUACAGCUACAUUCCCAAUAAAGCGACAAGCUACCAAAUCGAGCUUAUAUCAAAAUGAAAUUGUUCAAGCUGCUGUACGAGCUUUAUUACAAGCUGUUGACCAAUUCCGUCUUGAAAUACCACCGAGACCAUUAGAUUAUGAUCAACCGGAUGUCAAGGGAUCUUUUCGUGCCAAAAUGGCGUGGAAUGAUCGACUUGUCGAUUGGAAAACUAUGUCCGCUCAUAAGAUUGCUAACACUGUUCGUAUGUCAGAUUCUCAACCGGGCGCUAUUAUGUAUACCGAAAAUACAGCUCAUGGUGCAAACAUUAGGCGAUUAAUUUUCGGUGCUCAUGUUGAAAAAUCGCCAGAAUUAAUUAAUAAACGGACCGACGCUAAACCAGGUGAUAUCAUAGCUAAACGUAGUGGAGCAGUUCUAUUCAAGACUGUCGACAAUCAAGGUGUAUGGAUCAGCCAUAUGAAAGCAAGCCAUGGUAGGCAAUUUAUCAAAUUGCCUUCCACAUCAGUUUUAUCACAAUGUGAAUUAGAAGGUGUAGAAGAAGUCGCACCUAAGAUGGAAUAUUAUUCAUACGGGUAUCGGCCUGAGACCUUUCAAGAAAUUUGGAUAAACCGUCAAGGCAACAUCGCUUAUAUUCAUUUCGAAUUUUAUAAUGGGGCUAUGAGUACUGAGCAAUGUUUACGUCUACGCCAAGCUAUACACCGCUGUAGCCAAGAUCAAUUGAUUAAUACAAUUGUAUUAUGUGGUGGCUACAAUUUCUUCUCCAAUGGUAUUAACCUGAAUACCAUUGAAGCCUCUAAAGAUCCUGCAUUAGAAUCAUGGCGAAACAUUAAUGCAAUCGAUGAUGUAGUUAAAGAGAUUUUCUCUAUUCGUGAUAAAGUUGUCAUAUCAGCUAUGCAAGGUAACGCCGGAGCAGGUGGUGUUAUGAUGGCAUUAGCUGCUGACUUGGUUUGGUCGCAUGAUGCUGUCAUCCUUAACCCGCACUAUAAAUCGAUGGGGUUAUUCGGUUCUGAAUAUUAUACCUAUUUCUUACCUAAACGUGUCGGCCAAGAGAGAGCUAGACAAAUUACUAAUAAUGUCGUGCCAAUGUUAGCGCGUCAAGCUGUUAAAAUAGGCAUGUUUGAUAAACUAAUUGCUAAAGAUCAUGAUCAUUUCGAUCAAAUGUUAAGUGUUGAAGCCAAUAAGUUAACACAAGAUGAUGAACAGGUGCAAAGUAUAUUGGAUAAGAAGAGGAAAUUAAUGACUGAUGAUUGGUUUCAAUUAUUGCAUGACCAUCGAAAUUACGAAUUGGAUCAGAUGCAACAAUGCUUUCAGACUGAAGAGUAUAUUCAAGCACGUCAAAAGUUUGUUUAUCAUUAA
Molecule: messenger RNA, 1881 nt
Organism: Trichoplax adhaerens
Lineage: Eukaryota; Metazoa; Placozoa; Uniplacotomia; Trichoplacea; Trichoplacidae
Exons: 1
Coding region: 1-1881 (626 amino acids)
Biological process (GO): biosynthetic process
Molecular function (GO): catalytic activity
Source: RefSeq, a predicted model, not a curated record